AUGUUUAACUCGGUCAACCUCGGAAACUUCUGCUCCCAGUCGCGCAAGGAGCGGAGCGGCGACUUCGGGGAGCGCGCAGGUUGCGCGGCUUCCAACCUCUACCUGCCCAGCUGCACCUAUUACGUCCCCGAAUUUUCCACCGUCUCCUCCUUCCUGCCCCAGGCCCCGUCUCGCCAGAUCUCCUACCCUUACUCCGCCAACCUCUCCCAGGUGCCGCCCGUCCGCGAGGUCUCCUACGGGCUGGACCCCUCGAAUAAAUGGCACCCUAGGAGCGGCUACGCCUCGUGCUACUCCGCCGAGGAGCUGAUGCACCGGGACUGCCUCCCGCCGUCCACCAUGACCGAGAUGCUGAUGAAAAACGAGAGCGCCUACGGCCACCACCACCCCACCCCCGGCGGCAACCCCCCGCCGCCCACCGGCUUCUACUCCGGCGUGAACAAAAACAGCGUCCUGCCGCAGGGCUUCGACCGCUUCUUCGAGAACGCCUACUGCUCGGCCGAGACCCCGCUGGAGGGCUGCCCGCAGAAGGCGCAGAGCAAGCUGGAGAGCGACCCCGCCGCCGCCGCCGCCGCCACCGAGCCCGCCGCCCUGUCAUCCCGCGGCGAGCAGGGCGUCGACCCGGAGGACGAGGAGGACGGCACCCACCCGGGCUCCUCAGCCUCCUCUUCCUCGGCCAACAAGGACGCCGGCGGCAAAGCCAGCAGCGCCAGUGCCCCCCGCACGAGGAAGAAGCGGUGUCCCUACUCGAAAUUCCAAAUCAGAGAGCUGGAAAGGGAAUUUUUCUUCAACGUCUACAUCAACAAAGAGAAAAGGCUGCAGCUGUCUCGGAUGUUGAAUCUCACUGAUCGACAGGUUAAAAUUUGGUUUCAAAACAGAAGGAUGAAAGAAAAAAAACUCAGCAGAGACCGCCUGCAGUAUUUCUCGGGAAAUCCCUUAUUGUGA
This is a messenger RNA of Protobothrops mucrosquamatus (brown spotted pit viper), 942 nucleotides long. It is a transcript of the gene HOXC11, whose product is annotated as homeobox C11. The coding region runs from base 1 to 942 and encodes 313 amino acids. Gene Ontology annotation, molecular function: RNA polymerase II cis-regulatory region sequence-specific DNA binding; DNA-binding transcription factor activity, RNA polymerase II-specific. The record is from RefSeq and is a predicted model, not a curated record. Gene Ontology annotation, biological process: anatomical structure development; regulation of transcription by RNA polymerase II. The transcript has 2 exons. Gene Ontology annotation, cellular component: nucleus. Lineage: Eukaryota; Metazoa; Chordata; Lepidosauria; Squamata; Viperidae.